AUGGCUCGUCACAACGUCCGCACGGUUCUACUCGUAGCACUGGUUGUCCUACUGGGCGCCUCGAUCCCGGCAGACGUGGCGGCGUGGAGGGUGAACUGCGCGGGCAGCGCCAACAAGAUGCCCGGCAGACUCAUCAGCGAGUUGCAAACAAGUCUCGAGAAGGAGAAAGUUCCCGCCUUCACCUUCGGCCGACGGCAAGCCGACGGAUUCCUCGAUAUCUUCGUCUACAAAACGACGGACGCGGUAAACGUGAAGUUCGAUUUAAGAAUGGAGAGCAUCUACAUGCCGGUCACGCGCACCAUCAACUUCGGUCCCAAGGGUGCCCUAGGCCCCGCGCUGAUCAGCAUUCCCGGCAUCCCGAGCCUCAAGAACUGGCACGACGACGGGCCGAAGAUUAUCUCCACGGGGUGGAUCAUGAAUGCGCAUCGCACGCCGUCGCUCAACGACCCGAAUGUGACAGUAGCGGAAGUGCUAGAGCAGAUGGACGCGAACCCGGGCGCGUAUUACGCGUCGAUCACCACGCCGAUCAACGCGCUGGGGCUCAUUCGCGGGCAGUUCCGGAGAGAUGCCUUCCGCUCGUGCAGAUUAUUCUGA
Molecule: messenger RNA, 594 nt
Organism: Closterium sp. Yama58-4
Lineage: Eukaryota; Viridiplantae; Streptophyta; Zygnematophyceae; Desmidiales; Closteriaceae
Source: the annotation of a GenBank genome assembly